Rhagoletis zephyria (snowberry fruit fly) is the source of this 990-nucleotide messenger RNA. The record is from RefSeq and is a predicted model, not a curated record. NCBI's taxonomy places the organism in Eukaryota, Metazoa, Arthropoda, Insecta, Diptera, Tephritidae.
AUGAAUUCCUCAAAUGCCACCACUACCACAGCCGCUUCUCGUCUUUCCGAGUCCAUACGAGAUCUCGUCUCUCAGGACUUCAGCAAGCUGAUGCUGGACAUUGCCAAUCCCGGUCACUACCUGCUGAUUGACAUCGGCGCCAAUCUGACCAAUCGCAAGUUUGCCAAAGACCUCGACGCGGUUCUCCAGCGGGCUCGUGACGUCGGCGUGUGCAAGAUACUAGUCACCGGCACCUCCAUCAGCAGCAGCAAAGAUGCACUACGACUGUCUCACCUUCACCCAGACAUGCUCUACUGCACAGCCGGUGUCCAUCCGCAUGACGCCAAACAGUGGACAGAUGACUGCGAAGUUGCGCUGACAGAACUUGCCAGGAACAGCGAAUGCGUCGCCAUUGGAGAGUGUGGACUUGAUUACAAUCGCGACUUUUCCCCUCGAGACGUCCAGCAGGAGGUCUUUGAGAAGCAAAUCCAAAUUGCAUGUGAUCUAAAGCGAAGGGGCACCAUUCGACCGCUUUUUCUCCACGAACGAGACGCCCACGAGGACUUUGUUCGCAUUCUCAGCAAGUACCGCGAUCAGCUGCCCAAUGUGGUCGUCCACUGCUUCAGCGGCACUCAGGAGGAGUGCAAGGUCUACCUCGAAAUGGGUUUCUACAUUGGUCUUACCGGUUACAUCUCCAAGCUGAAGCCGGACAAUGGACUGAUGAAGAUGCUCGAAGAGAAGACCUUGCCAAUUGAUCGGUUAAUGCUCGAAACCGACAGCCCUUACUGCUACCCAAACACUAGAAGCAAUAAAAUGACUGCCAAAGUCAAGGAAACACUGACUGAGAAAUCACUGAGCCACCUGAAUAGGUACUGUUCUUUUCAGCGGAACGAACCCUCUAGUCUGCCGGUGACACUGGAGAUAGUGUCCUCGUACCUGAACAUGAAGCCAGAGGAUGUCGCCAUCAAGACCACACUGAACGCCAUCUCCUUCUUUGGCAUCUCGCCCUAG